GUGGGGUGGGGGUGGGGGUGGGGGGGUUCCAAGAAAUGAAGGGGGUGAAGGGGAAGCUGCUGAAGAAGCUCAAGACGAUCAAGCCCAUCGGGUAUCUGAAGCAGGACAGGAUCCUCCAUCUGAACGCCUCCGAUGGGUACGUGGAGACGUUCCUGAAGAACCCGAUCAUGAAAGCUCAGACCAUGUUGUUCCCGAAGGAGAACCCCGAUCGGAGCCUGAAGAAUCAGGGCGGCCUCGGGGAGGCGCGGGAGCCGGAGGUCAUCGACGUCACGGAGCUCAUGAAGGAUCUCGAAGACGCCGAGAUGGAGUUCGAUGACGAUUUGGAGGACAAGGAGAAUAUUGGUCCGAAUGUCGAUGCGGGGAGCGCAUUUCUCGGCAAGGAGAAUUGUGAGAAUGUGCUCGUGAAGUCGGAGCUGGAAUCGUCUCCGGAUGAGGAGGCUUCGAGGUUGUCUGAAACAGAGGAGCUGCCGAGAAACAGCUUGAAGACCCCUUUGUCAGAAAUCGAUGUGUCGAACUUUAGGCGGCCGGAUUUGAACUCGUCGACUCUUUUCGAUCCUAACCUGCUCGCGGCAUUUGAGCAAGCGGUGAAGCAGCACGUUAGGAUCAGCCUAGAUGAGAUGAGACCGAGAAUUGAGGCAGAGCCGGAUGAUUUAGAGAAGAGUUCUGAUGAGCCCCCUUCCAAAACUCGUAGAAUCGAGGAGGAGGACAAUGACGAUGCCGAUCCACUGUUGGCAUUUGAGGAGAAGUGCCCACCUGGAGGCUCCGGUGCAGUAAUCUUCUACACAACCAGCCUUAGAGGCAUAAGAAAGACAUUCGAGGACUGCGGCAAGAUUCGUUUCCUCCUGAACAGCUUCCGCAUCCUAUACUCAGAGAGAGACGUGUCAAUGCACACGGAGUUUAAGGAAGAAUUGUGGGACAUCUUGGGUGGGAAACCGGUCCCGCCGAGGGUGUUCAUUAAGGGGAGGUACAUUGGUGGAGCUGAACAAGUGUUGGGGUUACAUGAGCAAGGAAAGCUCAAGAAGCUUCUUGAGGGAGUCCCAAUUGAUAGGUCUACUGGUCCAUGUGAAGGUUGCGUCGGUAUGAAAUUCGUGGUGUGUUCUAAAUGCAAUGGGAGCCACAAGCUCGUUGGCGAAGACUCGUCGGCGAAUAAAUGCUCGGAGUGCAACGAGAAUGGCUUGAUUAUUUGCCCACUUUGCUGUUGAGAGAGAAUUCAUCUCAUUUUCUGAUCAUUUUUCCCUUGUGCGGUCCUCAAUUAUAUGUUUCAUUGUAAAGCUCCUAUAAAUAUACAUCGGUUGGGUGCUCUUUCCCAUCAGUUCUCUCA
Messenger RNA from Syzygium oleosum, 1321 nucleotides. RefSeq lists its product as uncharacterized. The record is from RefSeq and is a predicted model, not a curated record. The coding region runs from base 36 to 1202 and encodes 388 amino acids. The transcript has a single exon. NCBI's taxonomy places the organism in Eukaryota, Viridiplantae, Streptophyta, Magnoliopsida, Myrtales, Myrtaceae.